AUGCCUGCCUCAGCCUCGUCAGCGUCGUCGACUCACCACCACCACCACCACCACCACCACCACCACCCGGAGGACCUGAUCCAACGGCUGAGCUCCUCCACCGCCCACGAGACCAAGCUCAAGGCAUUAAGGGAGCUCAAGAACCAGAUCAUUGGCAAUCGCACCAAAAAACUUUCUUACAUGAAGCUCGGCGCUGUCCCCUCCGUCGUCUCAAUUCUGUCCGAAGCUCUGUUAGGUCAACAGGUUGGAAAUGCGGAGGACGACGUCGUUUCGCUUCUGAUUCAGUCCGCCGCCACGAUUGGGAGCUUCGCGUGUGGAUUUGAUGCCGGUGUCAAGGCGGUUCUUGAUUCUGGAGCUUUUCCUCAUUUGUUGAGCCUCAUUUCUCAUCCCAACGAGAAGGUUGUGGAUGCUGGUGCUCGUUCUCUUAGAAUGAUUUAUCAAUCACAAUUGGCAACAAAGUAUGAUUUUCUUCAGGACAGAAACAUGGAAUUUCUUCUUUCACUGCUGAAUAGUGAGAAUGAGAAUGUUACUGGACUUGGUGCAAGUAUCAUUAUGCAUUCUUGCCAUACAAGCAUAGAACAGAAGGCAUUGAGUGACGCUGGAGUCUUAAAGAAGAUCAUUAUUCUUCUUGAAGGUUCUCUAAGUCAGAGGGAUGCUAGUUUAGAGUCUCUAGCCACUAUUUUCAAGGACAAUCCGGAAGUUGUUUCAAAGUUUGUGGGAUGUGAAAGUGGAAGACCAUUGAGUGUUGUAACAGAAUUAGCAAAGGAUAGGUAUCCUCGAACCAGAUUGCUGGCCUGCAUGUGCUUGAUUGUUAUAAGAAAUGCCUGUACUUCUCAUCUUCAAGAUGUAGGAAUCAAAAACAAGUUGAUAUUGAUAUUACUUGAACUUCUUGAUGAUCCUGGUCAAGUUGGAGAUGAAGCCGCCUUUGUUUUAUCUAGUUUAGUUGCAGACAAGGAGGAUUUGCAAAAGUUAGCCUUUGAGGCAAAUGUCGUUGAUAAACUAUGCAACCACUUGCAGAAAGGCUCAUCGCCGGCCAAACGUUUUCAAGGAAUAUUGCUGGCAUUGGCUGAUCUCUGCUCAAGAUUGGAAUGCUGCAGGUCAAGGCUUAUGUCGAUCAAGGUCCCUUGUAGCACUGUGCUACCUGAAUGAUGUUUCUAUCCAAUAGGUGGGAGAUGCAAGCCCCAAUAAGUUGGUUCAAUUGAUGGGAUAUCCAAAAAGUUAAGAUGCCUUCAUUUUUACCAUUACAGAGUUGAAUGAAUAAUAGAGGAGUCCAAAAAAUGUUCAUUUUAGUUGGAAUAAUCUGAAAUGCUUCAUUUUUUUGCGUUAUUGUAGAAAAUAUCUAUUGAUUCUUAAGGUUGCCGUUUCUACUUGUUGUUUUUCCUCCUUU
Ilex paraguariensis (yerba mate) is the source of this 1387-nucleotide messenger RNA. NCBI's taxonomy places the organism in Eukaryota, Viridiplantae, Streptophyta, Magnoliopsida, Aquifoliales, Aquifoliaceae. The record is from the annotation of a GenBank genome assembly.